Messenger RNA from Melitaea cinxia (Glanville fritillary), 786 nucleotides. It is a transcript of the gene Ras64B, whose product is annotated as ras-like protein 2. The transcript is spliced from 4 exons. The coding region runs from base 90 to 689 and encodes 199 amino acids. Lineage: Eukaryota; Metazoa; Arthropoda; Insecta; Lepidoptera; Nymphalidae. Gene Ontology annotation, cellular component: plasma membrane. Gene Ontology annotation, molecular function: GTPase activity; GDP binding; GTP binding. The record is from RefSeq and is a predicted model, not a curated record. Gene Ontology annotation, biological process: signal transduction.
UGAAUCAUCCAUGACCGUCAUAGAAAUUAGAAAAUACUGUAGUUAAGUGUUAUAUUUUCAAUUUUUUAGUUAAUUGUUGAUGUUCUAACAUGUCGCGACCCGGAGAUAGACCAAAUCAAGCCCAAACGUACAAGCUCGUUGUCGUCGGUGGCGGAGGUGUCGGAAAGAGUGCCAUUACAAUUCAAUUCAUACAGAGCUACUUUGUAACAGAUUAUGACCCCACCAUUGAAGACAGUUAUACUAAGCAAUGCGUCAUCGACGAUAUUCCGGCUAAGUUGGACAUUCUAGACACAGCCGGUCAAGAGGAAUUCAGUGCCAUGAGAGAGCAAUACAUGCGGUCUGGUGAAGGAUUCCUCCUGGUAUUCUCAGUGGCCGACCACGCUAGCUUCGAUGAACUCUUCAAGUUCCAUAAGCAGAUACUCCGUGUGAAGGACCGUGAUGAGUUCCCCAUGCUGAUGGUGGGGAAUAAAGCUGACUUGGAACACCAGAGAGUAGUCACAUUAGAUGAAGCGCAGGCGCUUUCCAGACAGUUGAAGGUACCGUAUAUCGAAUGUAGCGCCAAAGCGCGAAUGAACGUCGAUCAGGCUUUCCACGAACUUGUAAGGUUAGUACGUCGCUUCCAAGAAGCGGAGAGGAUCCACAUCAAGUCGGAACAGAAGAUCAGAAAGAAGAAAUGCACCAUCUUGUAACACUUUUGGUGUAUAGUGAGCUUUAUAGAAAAAGUGAAACGUCAAAUUCGAAUGACAGUUAACUUUUGAUAGUUGUACAUUGUGUAUCUGUCAUUCG